Messenger RNA from Linepithema humile (Argentine ant), 2013 nucleotides. The record is from RefSeq and is a predicted model, not a curated record. NCBI's taxonomy places the organism in Eukaryota, Metazoa, Arthropoda, Insecta, Hymenoptera, Formicidae.
AUGGCAAACUUGUAUGGCGCUGACAAAUGUCAUGGCACCAGUAAGGCAAUUUCUACCAGGUUAUUCGGCGAAUUGUGUCGGUCGAGUUUUACUUUGGAAAACCGCAGCACGAUAUUUCUGGACUACAAGAUAUGUGUGAGGAGCUUAAUAUCCAACGCAGGAAAAGGCAGUCCUACAAUCAAUGCGUUAGCAAUUAAACCCAAUAAAGGUUGUAUGGAUCCUUUAUCUUCAAUAAAAAUUGAGAUUGAAUUUCGGCCGAUGUUGCUCGGCGCUUUCGAGAUUAAAUUUGAACUACAAAAAAAGCAAGAAAUAAAAACACAAUGUAAUGAUGUAGGCGAUGAUAAACCAAAGAAUCAACUGCCCGAAUGGGAUAAAAAAAUCUUAUUAAAGGAGGACCGAGCUGCCGAGGCACUGACUCGUUACUAUGGAGUUAAAGAAAUCCUAUUACCGCCUCGAAAACUAGGAGAGAGAAUGCCAUCGUUUUUAAUAGAAUUUUAUAAUAGCCUCAUGAGUGAGAUGGCAUACGCUUUAUCAUCAGAAACAAUCGAGGAUAAAAGUGUUACUACGCUGAAUGACUCUGGCUAUGAAAAUAGAAUACGAGCAACAAGGAAGUCAUCUAGUACAUCAAAAUUAUCUGCUCCAGAAUCUUCAUCUCAACGAGAAUCAAAAAUCGAUCUGCAAAAAGGAUCCGACCGAUGGAAAGUGAAAAAAUCUACAAGUUAUUCAUCUACUUCCAUAGAAAGUGUAAAAAGAGAUUGCCUAUCUAUGUCAGUUUUUAAUGAACUUGAUUUUCCUCGUGAACCGCCAAUAUUGUCAACAAGCAAUUCUGAAAAACUGCAAAGUCUUCUCCUCUGCUACAUAGAGACUUUGCGUAAAGAUCCCAACUUAUAUGAGAAAAUGAGAGAUCCUGUGAAGGAUCUGUUUGAAAGUCCCGAAACGGUGUUGAUUCAAGAGCCUGGGUUCGACUCUUCGCAACCAGCCAAGAAAGUCUGCAUUAUUUUCCACGGUGCACCGUUCACUGAAUACCAGGAAACCGCGUGUAUAAGCGCUAAGAUAUUGCAAGUACCGCUACUAUAUAUAGAUAAUGUCAUUAUCGAAGGCAUCGCACUUGGCGACAAAUGGUUCUCUAUUAAGCUACGACAGAUCAUCGAUGAUGCCUAUCAAGAGUAUUUGUCAACAUUUAAAAAACAUAAAGACAUUUUGGAAAUUAAAUUGCCAGUGACAAGGAAAAUCGACGCAAAAGUUGUGGAACAUAAUCAAGAAACAACUGUAAGAGAAGAAUCACUUGAACCAAACCGAACAAAAUUACCGAAACAACAAAAAUCUUCGAAAACAAUUAAAUCCAAUUCAGAAACAGCAACAAAAAUUGAAUAUACUGAAAGCAAUGCUCAAGAAUUAAUUACUCUGUUUGAAAUGGAAUUCUCGAAACUUCCAACGGAACAGGAUUUGCAAUUUUUAGAUCCUGUGAGCCUCUAUGAAUGUAAAAUUCAGACAAUUUUGCUACUGCAAAGAAUUUUUUCUUGUUACUCGAUAGUUGAAUCGAAAGUCAGCAAGAAAAGUGCUGAGAAAAGCCAGAAUGAUAUUUUCCUCGAUAUUGAAAGCGGCCUGUUAAUCGAAGUUUUUCGAGAAAGAUUAUCCUCGCAUGAUUUCAAAAGCGGUUUUGUACUGCAAACUUUAAACAAUAUUUUCUUCAAGAGCGACGUUAUCACAUUACUCGUAUUGCUUAAUAUUGUUGGAUAUGUGGAAUACGCAUUGUUUGUAACUUUUUUAAACUCGAUGGAUACUUAUGUUCGAAAAAUGAAGAAACUGCACGAAUUAAAAGAAACUGCUAAAAAAAUUCAAGAAAUUGAUGAAAUGUCGUUAUCCGAAUAUGAGUUACUUGCAGAAAAUGAUAAAAAGUUCUAUCUGGAAUCAACUUUACCAAUAAAAAAACAGGAAGCGUUGCAAAGACGAAUGCAAUUUGUACAACAGAUGACGGAAAUGAGAAAAAGAAAAGUAUUCACUUCAAUAUAA